AUGGCGACAAAUAUGUUAUUGCCGAAAUUCAAAUUAUAUAAUUCUAAUGAGCAGCGAAAUGGUAAAUUAGCAAAGCUGAUAUUCCAGAUAGCGAAUGUUCCUUAUGAAAAUAUCAGUAUUGAUCGGGAAGAACAAUGGAAUGCCAUUAGAAAUGAGACACUACCUGGAACACUACCAAUACUGGAAAUUGAUGAUGUCAAGCUGAGUGGACAAACUGCCAUCUGUCGUCAUUUAGCCUGGAGAUUCGGACUGUCCGGACAAACUGCAACAACGGAUGCACUCCUCGACAUGUUUGCUGAUUUGCUCUUUGAGGCUCAGAUUUUAAUUUUCGGACCAGCGAAUGAUGAUAAUGAUAGUAAUAUUAAUGUUGUAACAGCCGAUGACAUGAAAGUUGGAAAGGUUUGCAAUCGCAUUGCAUCCAUUAUCGAGAAACAAUUGACCAACCACAAAACUACCUAUUUGAUCGGAGAAGAGAUUACAUGGGUUGACUUGAUGACUUACGUAUUUUUCAAUUCAUUGAUGGAUUAUGGGAAGGGUGUGAAUCUCGACAGAUAUCCAUCAGUGAAACGCAUGUAUGAAAGAAUCUCACAAAUUACUGAAUUUGGAAACAAUUCUUGA
Messenger RNA from Acanthocheilonema viteae, 618 nucleotides. NCBI's taxonomy places the organism in Eukaryota, Metazoa, Nematoda, Chromadorea, Rhabditida, Onchocercidae. The record is from the annotation of a GenBank genome assembly.